Messenger RNA from Elephantulus edwardii (Cape elephant shrew), 483 nucleotides. It is a transcript of the gene GMFG, whose product is annotated as glia maturation factor, gamma. Gene Ontology annotation, molecular function: actin binding; Arp2/3 complex binding. The transcript is spliced from 7 exons. Gene Ontology annotation, cellular component: actin cortical patch. The record is from RefSeq and is a predicted model, not a curated record. Gene Ontology annotation, biological process: actin filament debranching; negative regulation of Arp2/3 complex-mediated actin nucleation. Bases 1 to 483 code for a protein of 160 amino acids. NCBI's taxonomy places the organism in Eukaryota, Metazoa, Chordata, Mammalia, Macroscelidea, Macroscelididae.
AUGUGCUCCAGGGAAAAGGGGUUCCCCCCCUACGUUGCACGAAGAUGCAAAGUACAGUCUGACUCCCUGGUGGUGUGUGAGGUGGACCCCGAGCUUAAGGAGAAGCUGAAGAAAUUCCGCUUCCGAAAAGAGACAGACAACGCCGCCAUAAUAAUGAAAGUGGACAAGGACCGGCAAAUGGUGGUGCUGGAGGAAGAAUUCCAGAACAUUUCCCCAGACGAGUUGAAAAUGGAGUUGCCAGAGAGACAACCCAGAUUCGUGGUGUACAGCUACAGGUAUGUGCAUGAGGACGGCCGCGUCUCCUACCCUUUGUGCUUCAUCUUCUCCAGUCCUGUGGGCUGCAAGCCCGAACAACAGAUGAUGUAUGCAGGGAGUAAAAACAGGCUGGUCCAGACGGCAGAGCUCACCAAGGUAUUUGAAAUCCGUACCACUGAUGACCUCACAGAGACCUGGCUGCAAGAGAAGCUGUCUUUCUUUCGUUGA